CAUGGAAAGGGAUAGGACCCAUCUGGCUAUAUGGUCUCUUUUCUAGGUCAUUCAUGGAUACGCUGAGCAAGAUUGGUCCCAGAUGGAUUCCUGUGACAGUCUACUGCGAGCAGCCUCCGAGCCCGAUGCUUGCCUCGCUUCACCUGUUCUGCCUCACCGGCAGCCGGGAAGUCGCUCUUCUCAGGCUGCGGGAGAGGAGAAGCAGGUCUUUAGUUGUGGGCUGUCCCCACCGAAAAGGGGAAGGACGAAACCAAACAAAACCCACAAGGCCGCAGCCUCGGUGCGAAACCUGCCGCCUCCCACUCUGAGGACGAUGCAAGCCUGGCGCCCGGGAGCCGACACUGCCAGAGGUGCUCAGGGGACUCAGGCCCGCGCUGGCGGGUCUCCGUACCCCACGACUCUGAAGGCAGAUCCAGAAGAACUGUUUACAAAACUGGAGAAAAUUGGUAAGGGCUCUUUUGGUGAAGUUUUUAAAGGAAUUGACAAUCGGACUCAGAAAGUGGUUGCUAUAAAAAUUAUUGACCUAGAAGAAGCAGAAGAUGAAAUAGAAGACAUCCAACAAGAAAUCACAGUGCUGAGUCAGUGUGACAGUCCAUAUGUAACUAAAUAUUAUGGAUCCUAUUUAAAGGAUACAAAAUUAUGGAUAAUAAUGGAAUAUCUGGGUGGAGGCUCUGCCCUUGAUCUAUUAGAACCUGGCUCACUUGAUGAAACCCAGAUUGCUACAAUAUUGAGGGAGAUACUCAAAGGACUUGAUUACUUGCAUUCAGAAAAGAAAAUCCACAGAGAUAUUAAAGCUGCUAAUGUAUUGCUAUCUGAACAAGGAGAAGUAAAACUAGCAGAUUUUGGAGUAGCAGGACAACUAACAGAUACACAGAUAAAGAGGAAUACCUUUGUGGGAACACCAUUUUGGAUGGCACCUGAAGUAAUAAAGCAAUCAGCGUAUGAUUCAAAGGCAGAUAUCUGGUCAUUAGGCAUAACAGCCAUAGAACUUGCAAAAGGAGAGCCACCUCAUUCAGACUUACAUCCAAUGAAGGUUUUGUUUCUCAUUCCUAAGAACAAUCCACCAACACUGGAAGGAAACUUCAGCAAAUCCCUUAAAGAAUUUGUUGAGGCCUGCUUAAACAAGGACCCAAGCUUUAGACCUACGGCAAAAGAGCUCUUAAAACACAAAUUCAUUUUACGAAACUCAAAGAAAAAUUCCUACCUGACUGACCUUAUUGAUAGGCACAAGAGAUGGAAGUCUGAACAAAGUCAUGACGACUCCAGUUCUGAUGACUCAGAUACUGAACCAGAUGGCCAGGCUUCAGGUGGGAGUGAUUCAGGGGAGUGGAUCUUUACAAUAAGAGAAAAAGACCCCAAGAAUCUAGAGAAUGGAGCAGCUGAGCCUUUGGAGUUGCAAAGAAAUAAGGAAAAGGAUAUCCCAAAGAGGCCUCUGUCCCAAUGCCUGUCUACAGUUAUAUCCCCUUUAUUUGCAGAGUUGAAAGAGAAGAGUGAAGUGUGUGGCGGUAACACAGAUUCCAUAGAAGAACUGAGAAAGGCUAUUUAUUUAGCUGAAGAGGCUUGUCCGGGCAUUGCAGAUAACAUGGUGUCACACCUUGUGCAGAGGCUUCAGAGAUAUUCCCUCGCUGGAGGAGGUACUUCAUCCUACUGACAUGCUGUUUUUGACUUUUCUAAGACAACAGAGAUCCCACAGUGUCUGCAUUAAAGGCGCGCGCCCUAAUGUUGUUCUGCCCCUCAGUCACUGGAAUGUCCUUUGGUGGAAGGAUGUUCCUAAACGUGCAAGAGUGAAAAUGAAGGCUCUCAGAUGGAGGCAGUCUUUUUCAGCUCCUUAAAGCUAUAAUUUUUUUUUAAUGAUAAUGCACAUAUUCCAGGGAGGUGUCUUUUUGUAAAAUCUGAAAUGUAUAUUUAGGUUUGUGAUAAGAGAAAUUGAAGAUAUUGAGAAACCUCAGGUAUCUUGCUUUAAGAAUUCCACUGGGAGAUGGAGUAUGUUUGUUGGAAUUGUGUACAGAUAUGUAUAUAAUGUCUUUUUUUAACUGAAAGCCUUUCGAUGUGCAUAAGGAAUCACUGUGUACAAAAUGGUAAAGUGCUUCUGUAGAUAAUGUUAGUGGGGUAAAUAUUUGACAGGCCAUAACUGAGUAUUGCCUUGCCUUUAUUACAUGUACAUUUUGAAUUCUGUGGUAAGUGAAUCUUGGUUUGAUUUUUGUAUGUGAAGGAUUUGCCAUUGAAAGAGUUAAUCCUGUACUAUGGAACCUUCUCUUCGUACCUCAGCAAAGACACAAUUUUAUUCUGUUUCUCCGGUAUUUCUUCCUUUUUAUCUAUAUUCUGAGCGUGAGUUUCUAAUUAUGGUACUACUCCUAGUCGUUUUAAAUUUAAUACACCUUGUCUCUCAAAGCUUUACAUUUAAAUUACUGUUUUUCCUAAAGAAUGAGCUCUCUCAUAUUUUCAGUUAUAAAUUGUGCCAAUGCAAAUUCUGAACCAUAUGUAUUGUUCGAUUUUAGUAAUAGAUAUUUGUGAAGCUUGUAGUGAAAUUCAGAUACAAUAUUUUUUUUCAUCUAAACAUGUUUGAAUGCUCACACAAAUAAAUCUUUAUUAUCUACGUUUAUUCUGAAAUAUCUCAUUAAGAUGUUGGAUCUGAGACAGUGGCAUAUAUUUCUUUAUCAUGCCUGUUUUUAUCAUAAAAAUUAAUGUCUUGAAGCGUAAAAGAAAAAUUAUCCAUAAAUUCAACAUUCGGUCUUGCUGCCUAAAUCUGUGCAUCUCUUUACCAAAAGUGAUAGAUGUUAGACAGAAAGACUGCAAACCUGAGCCUGAGUGUUGUAUGCGAUGUCCUAUUACUUGUCUCCCCAGAAAAAAAGUUAUUUCUUGAAAAUUCUGAUUUCUGAAGUUUCCACUGUUUCUGUGAGUGCUCCGAGAUAGCUGACUUACUGUUUCCAAGAACUAUAAAACUUUAAUGUUAGUUACACACACAGUUGAUGAGGUGGCAUCUGUUUUCUCAGUAUUACUCUGAGAUUUAUCUUGGUGUGUUUCACUAAGGGAGUAUUCAGGUGCUUCUUAUUCUGAUAGCUGAGAGCUUUUUUGCCUUGUUUUAAUGAAGAAAUUGAUGAUUUUAUGUUGUCAAUAACAGUGAGGUAACCUACCUCACUGUUUGUGUUGUGGGGGGUUCUUUUUGGUUUUUUGGUUUUUUUUUUUGAAUAGGAGUUUUGGAACAGAAAGGAUUAACCUUUUAAAAGUAAAGGCGUAUCUGCCUAGCUUGGUACAGAAAGACCCAGGUUCUCUAACCAUUCUGGAAGCUGGUGAGGUCUCUUUGCAGGAUUUCCUAUCACUAUGGUAGCCCUUAUUCUAUGCAUAUUAAUAGCCUUAAUUAUUAAUUUAAUAAUGUAACAGUUAGAGGACACUGACAUGCCAACAGAACUAUGAAACUUUUGACCAGGUUGAAACAAUAGUUGAAAGAAAUGGGUUUGUGUGCACUCAUUCUUGUAGCCAUAAUCUUCGACGCCACACACAUGCCAGCAUGGUGAGGUAAUGGUUUUCCUUUGCGGCUGUGUGAAUUUCAGGUAAAUUGAACAAUGCAUAAGUUUGAGCAAUGGUUUAUAACUCCCCUUUGAUUAAUAUCUUUAAAUACGUUGUUUUGUGUGCUUGUAAACAUUAAGGAUAGGCUUUCCCCUUGAGGAAACAAAUUUAGCUCUCCUAUCGUGAAAGGUGCAUCUGAAUACAGUGCAAUGGGAAAGUGACCUGUUGACAUCUCGGUAUUAAAACAUUCUGACACUCAAUAAAUCUGUGAUGUUACAGCACAGCGCAUGGAAAUAAGCAGAUGUGUUUGCAUUUAAAAUAACAGCAGCUUUCCACCACUCAUCUCUUAAUGUAAGGAAUUGACAUUAAAGUGAGCUUACUUGGAAAUGCAUAGAAAGUUAGUGAGGAAGUUAAAUUUAUGGUGCUGGCUGGAAUCUCAAGAAUUUCUCAAUUGGAAAAUUAAACAAAGUUCUAAGGUAUGCUAUUUUUGAACAAUCAUUUAAAAAGUUAUACAUACAUUUUUUUGAGUUGCGUUUUAGUUGCAUUCCAGGGCUGUAUGUUGAGGAAAUACUUCUCUGAGUAGAUUGUGGCAGAAUUUGCUUGGUGAAAGUGUCCCGUGGUUUAGGAGCUUAAGAUGAGUCAGACCUACAGCAAGGGCAAUUGGCCAAAAGGCUAGAACAUUUAGAAAAAGACCUCAUUUAUGGUAGAGAUGUGUAUUUUUAUAUGUAAUAUAUAGAUUAUUUAAAUAUAGACUAUCUUAAACUGAGAUUCACUGGAGAAAAGGCGUGCUGUAUCUUGAAUGUACCAUAACAAUCAUUUGCUAUUGAAAAGUAUUGAUGCUUUAAAAAUCAGAUCUAUAUUGUUGAGAGAAGAGCAGCUUCAUUUGAAAGAAGCAUGGCCUCAGUUUCUGAAAGAAAAAAGAAGUGUAUUGAUAUUUUUGAGAGGUUGUUUUGUGCUAAACCCAUGUCUGUGUUAUAAUGUUGCACUGAUGAUUUUUCUGUGCAGGUAGUAAUUCCUCACUUGGUCUUGACUACACCAAGUGACAAGCUAUCCCUAUUUAUGGUAGCAUAGUGGAACUGCUUAUUUGUCAGGGAUUUCAAGAUCAGGCAGUAAAUAAAAUCAGUCGUUUGAACUGAAGGCUUGCUUUUUGUAAGUAUCAGACGCGUAAUCUAUUUUUUUAACUUCAUUUUCCUUGCAGUUGCACUUUGUAGUUGAUCACCAGUUGGCUGAAGGAUGAUGCCAUGAUCACUCUAGUACAGAACGCUUGCGGUGUAAUAACAAAGCAGCUCUUUCUCUGAAGUGCUAUGGUUCCUUUGCAGCUCCAGACAUUUUGUGUGCAUCCGUGUGGGUACGGACAGAUGAACCAAUUACUGCAGAACGAUUUAACUGUGGUGUCCUGCCCUCGCCGCAUAGAGGGAAGGUAGGAGCGUGCGUAUUGGCACUCGACUGCAACGCCGCUGGCGUGGUCUGAGUUCACCUCCUACUUUAGCCACCAUAACUCCUUCCUUCAUCUGCCUGUGCUUUCACUCUACCUGUGAAAUGUCUCGUUUAGCUCUUACUCCACAGUGUUCCGUAUUACUUUUAAACAACGCGGUACCAAUUUGUAAGUCUUAUGUGAGCCUUACUUUUAAGGAAACUUAUUUCUGCCUUCAAAAACACCACCAUUGGAAGAUGAUUGGGAGCGCUAAUAAGCACAGGUACAAUGCAAGGAUCAGCACAAUCGCAAAUUAUUUUUGUAAGUUGCUGGGGAGGAGCUUAAAGUAUAGCACAAAUCUGCAGGCUUGCUCUUUUUAACUAUAUUUUGCAGAUGUGCUAGUAAUUGCACUGAGCAUAUGCAGUAGACAAAUCGUAUGUAAUGGGUUUCUGCCUUCUUUUAAAGCACGAUUUACAGAGGACAAUUACAGUGUAUAUCUUGUUUUCUGUAACAUUGCUGCCUGUUUAUAACUGUGUAUUCAAAUUUUACUUUUGUCACUCUACGCCAACGUAAUAAAACUCCUUGUAAACUACAUGACCUAGAAAUAAAGAAGGAACCGUUUAAUGAA
Grus americana (Whooping crane) is the source of this 5549-nucleotide messenger RNA. RefSeq names its product serine/threonine kinase 24 (gene STK24). The transcript is spliced from 13 exons. The coding region runs from base 83 to 1651 and encodes 522 amino acids. Gene Ontology annotation, biological process: protein phosphorylation. Lineage: Eukaryota; Metazoa; Chordata; Aves; Gruiformes; Gruidae. The record is from RefSeq and is a predicted model, not a curated record. Gene Ontology annotation, molecular function: protein kinase activity; ATP binding.